This is a messenger RNA of Toxorhynchites rutilus septentrionalis, 1008 nucleotides long. RefSeq lists its product as uncharacterized. Lineage: Eukaryota; Metazoa; Arthropoda; Insecta; Diptera; Culicidae. The transcript has a single exon. The coding region runs from base 1 to 1008 and encodes 335 amino acids. The record is from RefSeq and is a predicted model, not a curated record.
AUGGCCAACGAGCUUCAGAGAGCCCAGUUGCUCUCACGGAGGGAUACGAUGAUUGCUGCCCUGGGUCGGGCAGAGGCAUUCCUCGUUGGAUAUGACGAACAACGGGACCAGUCGCAAGUACAGCUGCGUUUAGAGUACCUCGAUUCGAUGUGGGCGUCGCUAGAGCAGGUACAGGGUCAACUCGAGGACAUCGAAACAACAGAAGAAGGUAGGGCACAGAAUGCCGAAAAGCGAGCGUAUUUUGAACCACGAUUGUUUCAAAUAAAAGGAAGCUUGAUUUCCAAACUACCUACCUCUCCUCCCAUCAAUUCACAAGUACCUCCACCCUCUCUCUCUACCAACUCUCUCUCUGGAAUAAAGCUACCAACGAUUUCGCUACCCGAAUUCGAUGGUGACUAUGCUCAAUGGUUACCAUUUCACGACACAUUCGUCGCUCUCAUUCAUAAUAAUCCCGACCUUCCUAAAGUACAAAAAUUCCACUACUUACGAGCAGCUUUGAAAGGCGAAGCUGCUCAGUUAGUUGAGUCGAUUGCCAUUUCGUCGGCCAACUACAGUUUAGCGUGGGACACGCUGACAGGUCGGUAUGCUAACGAGUAUCUGCUUAAGAAGAGACAUCUACAGGCGUUGUUCGACGUACCACAUGUGAGGAAAGAAACAGCCGCUACGCUCCACAGCCUGGUCGACGAUUUCGAACGACAUACCAAAAUCUUACACCAACUGGGGGAGCCAACUGACAGCUGGAGCACGAUUCUGGAGCACCUGUUGUGCACGCGACUGCACGAUGAUUCUCUCAAGGCGUGGGAGGAUUACGCGUCAACCGUCGAGGACCCGAACUACAGCUGCCUCAUCGACUUCCUUCAGCGAAGAAUCCGAGUGUUGGAAUCAAUUUCGGUAAACCACCACCCGACGAGUUCUAUCACCAACACGCAGCAACAAAACCAUAAACGAUUCAACAACCAUCAGCGGGUCUCAUCCUACCCAUUCACUGCAAGUUCUAAUGGGAAAUGA